Messenger RNA from Symbiodinium pilosum, 228 nucleotides. The record is from the annotation of a GenBank genome assembly. NCBI's taxonomy places the organism in Eukaryota, Dinophyceae, Suessiales, Symbiodiniaceae.
AUGAUGGCAAGGCUUUUUCUGGCCCUCUGGUGCACUGUCCUGGCAGCAGAUGUGGAGAAGCAUCAGGUCUUGAGCGUUGCGAAGACGCAUGCUCCGGACGAGGAGACUGCCAAAGACAAGGAGGUGAAAGCGCCCAUGCCCUUUGGCGGUCUUGAGCCUUUUGGCCGCCAAGAAGCUGGCAAGGACUGGGAUUUCGGGCUUCCUGGGAUGUCUAGUAAGGGGCAGUAA